ACCAUCCAAAACGAAAUCUUUGGAGCAAGAAAACAAUGAUGGCGACCACAACAUCAACCCAAGCCACAGUUUUCGCAAUCGCCCUUUUCUUGGUCGCCAUCCAAGCCGUUCAUGCAGACUAUUAUCGUCCACGGCUACCUACAAGCCCGAGCCCUCCUCCCUACGUGGCAAAGCCUAAGCCGCUCCCAACUCCCAGCCCCAAACCUAUCCUCUAUCAUCCUCCUCCCACAUACCAACCACCCACGGGAUCGUUCGAACAACAAUUUCUUGAUCCACAUAAUACUGUCCGAGGCAAUCUAGGUCUGCCUCCAUUGGUGUGGGACGUAAAGAUCGCAAGCUAUGCAACAUGGUGGGCUAACCAGAGGCGAUACGACUGCUCCUUAACCCACUCGACCGGCCCAUACGGUGAGAACUUGUUCUGGGGAAGUGGCUCAGACUUUACAUCGACUUUCGCAGUGGAGUCAUGGACCGUGGAGGCUAAGUCCUACAACCACAUGACCAACACGUGUGAAGGAGAUGGUAUGUGUGGUCACUACACUCAGAUCGUGUGGCGUGAAACCAGGCGCCUUGGUUGCGCUCGAGUUGUCUGCGAAAACGGCGCUGGAGUUUUCAUCACUUGCAACUACGACCCUCCGGGUAACUACGUUGGGGAGAAGCCUUACUAACUUGGUCUAACACGUUGUUUUAAAUUAAUAUUAAUGUUACGUUGGUGAUUUCUUAAUCUAUGUUUUUAUUCUUCUUGACUUUUGUUUCUUUUUAAACUUAUCAUCCUGUGGAUUUUAAGUUGAUGGUGUUAUGAACAUUUUGUUGUUUUCUACUUUUCAUUUUGUGAUGGUCAUGUCCCCAAAAUAAACUUUUAAUCGGUAU
Molecule: messenger RNA, 867 nt
Organism: Arabidopsis arenosa
Lineage: Eukaryota; Viridiplantae; Streptophyta; Magnoliopsida; Brassicales; Brassicaceae
Source: the annotation of a GenBank genome assembly